Messenger RNA from Contarinia nasturtii (swede midge), 3559 nucleotides. Its product is annotated as retinoblastoma-like protein 1. Gene Ontology annotation, biological process: cell differentiation; negative regulation of G1/S transition of mitotic cell cycle; regulation of transcription by RNA polymerase II. The transcript is spliced from 5 exons. Gene Ontology annotation, molecular function: RNA polymerase II transcription regulatory region sequence-specific DNA binding. Gene Ontology annotation, cellular component: transcription regulator complex; nucleus; chromatin. The record is from RefSeq and is a predicted model, not a curated record. The coding region runs from base 516 to 2939 and encodes 807 amino acids. NCBI's taxonomy places the organism in Eukaryota, Metazoa, Arthropoda, Insecta, Diptera, Cecidomyiidae.
UUUUAUCAUCAAGCGGGAACGUCAUUCGUCUAUAAUAUAGUGAUAAAUAUAAAUUACAAUUGUCCGAAUCCAAAAGCCAAACGAAACCAAGUAUUUUAUUUUCCACAUGUUUUUUUAUAAUUGACGGUGCAUUUUGCGCCAAAUGCUACGUUUACGUGAAGUACUUUGACUUAUGUAUGGAAUGUGUAUGAGAUAAACGACGGCAAAUCGGUGAUUAGUUACAAAACCAAGUGAAAAAGAGAGGUCAAACAUAAUUGGCGCCAUUUUUCGUGUUCACAAUUUUUAUUUUUUUUUAUUCGUGUAUAUACUAUACACACACAGAGAGACACAAAGAGAGUGUGAGAAAGGUGUAGCGAAGUUCAUUGCUUUUGUUGUCGGUUUUGCACGAGCGAGCAAAACGAACGAAGCUCUUUUCACUAGCAAUCUAUUUCAAACAGCCAAACACAUCAAACAAACAUAGAGAAAAUAGAUUUAAAUUAGUGUGCAGUUUAGUUUAAAAUAAACAACAAAUAAAAAUGUUGACCAAUGAUUCGAAUGAUGAGAUCGAUGAUAGAGUUAAACGCAAAUAUGUACACAUUUGCGAGGAAUUGGACAUCGAUGAAUUGAUAAUAGACCAAACAUGGGAUAAUUACCGAUCCAUUCGUAACGAUCAUACGCUAGAGGGUGGAGAGAUUCAAUGGCUUUGUUGUGCACUUUAUGUUCACCUAACUCAUAAAUCCAAUGAAUUAUCGGACAUUUCUUUAACAAAACUACUUCGUUUGUGCAAUAUAAAAAUUUAUGAGUUUUUAAAGAAAACUGAACAAUGGAUCAGUAUGGUGAGCACAUCGAGUGAAUGCCGUGAACGAUUCAUGCGUCUACGUACCAGUUUAUCUGUAUCGAUAUUGGCAUACGAAAAAUACUCAUCGAUUUUCUGUGAAUAUUUUACGAGCCCAAAUAAUUCAGAGGAAGCAGCGCUAGCGGCCACAUCAAUAUCAACGCCACAAAAGGGAAAAAAAUCAAAACAGGCCAAUAAAUGUACACCAAACAAUGUAUAUGAAUUUUGCUGGUAUUUAUUCAUAUUGGCACAAGGUGAAAAUUCCGAAUAUAACAUGGAUAUUGUGACAUCGUUUCACAUGCUAUUGUGUUGCAUUGAUUUGAUAUUUGCAAAUAUUGUGGCCGACAAACGUGAUGAUUUAUUGAAUAUGAAAUUCGGUCCAGCUGCUGCUGCACUUACAAAGGACAAAAAACCCAUUGACAACGAACCGGUUUCAAUAAUAAAAGAGUUGUGCACACAGCAGUCCACAUCCGAAAUUGAUGCACUUGAAAUUAAAUCACACAAUUGGAAAGAAUUGAUACAGAGAUUUUUCAAAGAUAAUGUUCUAAAAGGUAAUGCAAACACCUUUUUGGGCAUUUUAUCGGCACAAAACUACGAAAACAAUAUAAAAUCAUUGAAGAAACAGUAUGAAGCGUACGUUCGACGCGUUGGAAAAAUUGAUGAGGGAAUAUUUUUGCUACAGGCUCCAUCCGAUAAUGUAUCCGAUCCAAAAACACAUUCACAAAUCAUCAAAACAUUGGUACCUGAUACUCCGCUCAGUGCCCGGCACAAUUUGCCAAAUCGUGAUUCAGUUUUAGCAUCACCGGUAUCGAAUGCAACACAAAAUGUCAAUCGUUUGCAUCAACAUUUGAAUAGCUCAUCAGCCGAACCGAGUAAAAGUUUAAAAGAUCUCUUCAGCACUUGUGGCGUGAAUCCAUUACCAGAAGUCGAAUCCAUACUAAAAACCAUGCGCGAAAAAUUCCUCAACGAAUUUAAAACCAAUUCGGCCAACGAUCGUUUUGACUUAGCCGUUAAGCUUUAUUAUAAUUUACUUGAGAAGAUCAUUCGCAAAGAGCGAAGCCAAAAACAGAACUUUAAUCCAAACAUUUUGAAAAAUUCAAAAUUCCAUAUGAUGCUAAUGGCUACAUCGGUUGAAAUAGUCAUCUAUGCUUACGGCGCUUCUCACAAAUUCCCAUGGAUUUUGGACUGCUUCAAAAUAAACGCCUUUUACUUUUACAAACUGAUCGAAAUCAUCAUAUCGAAUGAAGAAGGCAUCUUAAGCCGUGAUCUCAUAAAACAUUUGAAUGCUAUCGAGGAACAAUGCCUUGAAUCGCUCGCUUGGGAAAAGGAGUCACCAUUAUGGGCAGAAAUUAAUGACUGGCUUUCUCGACAUCAUUCAUUACCAAAGCAAGAAGACACAAUUAGCAGUUCGAUUGGGCUAUUCUUUCGAAAAUUCUAUAAAUUGGCAUUUGUUCGCAUAGAAACGCUUGCCACCGAUUUAAAUUUAAAGACGAAUCAGUAUCUGCAAAAGAUAUGGACUACGUUUGAGUAUUCCAUUUUACAUCGCAUUGAUCUCAUGAAGGAUCGUCAUUUGGAUCAAUUGAUCAUGUGCUCUAUUUAUAUAUUUGCUCGUGCCCGAAAUCUACCAACCAAAUUCAAAGACAUCAUGACUGCAUAUCGUACACAACCGCAGGCGGAAAGUAAUAUUUAUCGUGAAGUAUUGGGAACGGACAACAAUCGUUGUGACAUCAUCGAUUUUUAUAAUCGCAUUUAUGUGCAUGAUAUGAAAGAGUUUGUUUUACGUCUAAGAGCAUCAGAUGAUGUGACAUUGUCACCGUUACCGGUCAACGUCCGUGCCCAGCAAUAUCCGCGCAAAAUCUCACAGAGCCACAGUAUCUAUGUACAGGAGCUGCAGAGCAAUGAAAUAUUACAGUCACCCGAUCCAAUCACAUACACAUUCAUCUCGAGCCCAAUUCAGAGUUUCAGGAAGAUUGAGGCAUUAGGAGGUGAAGAGCACAAUUCGAAUGGAAAACGAACUUUACCGUUCAACGGUGGUGAACAACCGGAAAAACCACCAAUUGUCCCAUAUACAAAUAAAAAAUUACGCAACGUUAUGACCGAUCGUCAAGAAAUAUCCGACAAAUAACAAUAACACAAUCAAAACGAAAGAAAAUUAAAUUAAAAAGCACAUCUAUAUUCCUCUGAAACCGUAAUAAUUAUGUAACAGUAACCAUAAUUGAAGUAUCUGUUAAGAAAUACACUCCUUUUAGUAGAGAGAUGCACUACACACAAUUUUUUAGAGUAAAUUUACCGUUUUAAUUUUCUCCUUUUUUAAAAACUGUAUAUCGAUUUCAAAAUCUACAUUUCUGUAUUUAAAAUCAAAUACAAAUUGCAUGUUCACAUUUUUAUGUAACGAGACAAAAAACGCAUGACGUUAGGAGAUUUUGUUUUAGAUAUAUUCAUUUUAUAUUAAUUUCAACAUAUUUAAUUUACUUUUAAAUUUAAAGAGAGAGAGAGAGAGUAAGAGAGAUAGAGAAAAAAGAAAGAUAGAGAGAGAUAGAGAAAAAAAAACACUGGAGGCAGCAUUUUCAUGUUUACUUUUAGCGGAAAAUCUUUCAAUAAUUUAUUUUAUUAUACACAUAUAAAUAUUUUUCAUUUUUCGGAGACAUUUCGGUAGAACAUUCGAGCAGUGUUUUAUCGAAAUUUCAUUGCUGAUAUUUAAUCUAUUGACGCAUAGUUUGGAAAAUAAAAUAAAACUUAUACGAA